AUGGUCCGCACCUCCGUCCUCCACGAUGCUCUGAAGAGCAUCAACAACGCCGAGAAGGCCGGCAAGCGCCAGGUGCUCAUCCGCCCUAGCUCCAAGGUCAUUGUCAAGUUCUUGACUGUCAUGCAAAAGCACGGCUACAUUGGCGAGUUCGAGGAGGUCGAUGACCACCGCUCGGGCAAGAUUGUCGUCCAGUUGAACGGCCGCCUGAACAAGACCGCCGUCAUCUCCCCCCGCUACAACGUCCGCCUGGCCGACCUGGAGAAGUGGGUUGUCAAGCUGCUGCCCGCCCGUCAGUUUGGUUACAUCAUCCUGACCACCUCGGCCGGUAUCAUGGACCACGAGGAGGCGAGACGCAAGCACGUCUCCGGCAAGAUCAUUGGCUUCUUCUACUAG
This is a messenger RNA of Sporothrix brasiliensis 5110, 393 nucleotides long. Its product is annotated as small subunit ribosomal protein S15Ae. Bases 1 to 393 code for a protein of 130 amino acids. The record is from RefSeq and is a predicted model, not a curated record. Gene Ontology annotation, cellular component: ribosome; cytosolic small ribosomal subunit. Gene Ontology annotation, molecular function: structural constituent of ribosome. The transcript is spliced from 3 exons. Gene Ontology annotation, biological process: translation. Lineage: Eukaryota; Fungi; Ascomycota; Sordariomycetes; Ophiostomatales; Ophiostomataceae.